This is a messenger RNA of Volvox carteri f. nagariensis, 2573 nucleotides long. RefSeq names its product intraflagellar transport protein IFT-71/74. Bases 159 to 2096 code for a protein of 645 amino acids. NCBI's taxonomy places the organism in Eukaryota, Viridiplantae, Chlorophyta, Chlorophyceae, Chlamydomonadales, Volvocaceae. The transcript is spliced from 10 exons. Gene Ontology annotation, cellular component: intraciliary transport particle B; centrosome; cilium. Gene Ontology annotation, molecular function: beta-tubulin binding. Gene Ontology annotation, biological process: cilium assembly; intraciliary transport involved in cilium assembly. The record is from RefSeq and is a predicted model, not a curated record.
UUUCAGCAGGCGAAUAUAUUAGAUGUGCUCGUUGCUCUUGGAGUCAACUUCGACUUGCAUAUAAGCAUCUUUCCUCCGAACUUUGUGGUCGCAGCAUCUGUCUAGACCUGGCUUCUACACUCUAAAAUAAACUGCAGUUUUAGAGCCGUCGGCUGUAGAUGGAUCGACCGUCCAGCCGCGGCGCCCUAGCGCUGUCGCAGUCGGGGGGCCUUGGGAAAGCUCCGACUGGAUCAGCUGUCCCAGCUCCGGACAGACCCAUGACAGGUAGCAGGGGACCUGCAGCUGGAGGUCCAGCUGGAAUGCGAGGACCGCCUGGGGGCUCCAUUAUCGGUGCCGGACCGCCUGGCACCGCCAUGCGCGGAGGGCCGGGCCCUGCCGGUGGCCCGCCCGGCACUGCCUAUAAGCGCCUUGGAACGGCGUCUCAGCGUCCGGGAACCGGUCAGCAAGCAGCCGCGGCAGCUGCAGCCGCGCGGGCUGGUCAGAGCCUGCAAGUGGAGAACCGGCCCAUCACCAACCAUGGCGUGUCCGGUAUGAAGACGGCAGCCACCGGCGUGGGUCGCCAAGUCCUCGACAAGAACUAUUUCAUGAAUGAACUUCGGCAAAAACGCAUGGAAAUAGCCCAAGUCACUCAGCAAAUGAAGUCGGACUUGGAGGCCCUAGAACGGAAGCAGGCUCAGUACAACAGCAUGGAUAAGAGGGCAACCGACCUGUCGAAGGAGGUCAAAAUCCUGCAAGAGGCUCUUGCGGAUUACAAUACGGUGCUUGACAAGGUUGGAUCCCAGACACCAAUCUUCAUGAUCCAGCAAGAGCACGCUGCGCUCCGCGAUCGCAACGAACAGCAGCGCAAGCGUGUCGAUGAGGUGCUGACGGAGCGGCUGAACUUGGAGGCGAAGGCGAAGCAGGCCGAGACCAAGAUGGCGGAGAUCCAGUCGUCGAUGGAUCAGCGUCUCAACUCGAUGCCGCCGUCGCAGCGCCAGCAAUACGCAGAGCUCAUUAGUGAGCAGCAGCAGCUGCAGGCCGACAGCAAGCGCUUCGAGGAGGUGCUUGAGGACCUGGACAAGCAGCUGCAAGCCUCAGAGGGCGAAUUGGCGCGCAACCCUUUCAAGCAGCGCAGCCUGCAGCUGCAGGAGCAGAUCCGGGCGCUCACGGAACGCAAGUACGAGCUGACGGAGGAGGAGCGCCAGAGCAAGCGCAGCCCCGAGGAGCUGCGGGCUGACCUCAUGGCGAAGAUCAAACGCGACAACACUGAGGUGGAGAACAUGACGCAGCAGAUCCGAGACCUACAGGAGCAGAUCAAGAAGAUGGAGGAGCGGGUCAAAGCCCUGGGCGGCGCCACUAGCGGUGCGGCGGCCGCAGAGGAGAAGGCCAACCGUGAAAAGUUUGAGGAGUUGUUGGCCAAGGAGCGCGACCUGAACAACUUUAUGGAUGGCUUCCCUAGCCGCAAGGCCGCUAAGAUGCAGGAGAAGCAGUCCAAGGAGGACGGCAUCGUGGCUAUCUUGGAGAAGGUGGUCAAGAUGCAGGGCAUCAUCGGGUCCGCGCUGCCCUCGCAGAAAAAGUUUAAGGAGAUGCAGGACGAGCUGGAGUACAAGAAGAUGCAGUUGGAGAACACGCAGACGACGCAGGAGCGGCUCAAGGAGGAGCUGGCCAUGCGGCGGACGGAGCUUGAGAAGAUCGACACACUGGAGGACAAGAUCAAACUGGAGCUUACGCAGCUGGCGGAUCGACAGACGGCGAUGGAAAAGGAAAUGGCUGAGUUUGGCAGCGUGGAGGAGAUCCAGCGCAAGGCGCAGCUCACACGCGAGCGCAUGGAAGGCCUAAGGUCGGCGAUGCUGAAGCGCAAGGACCUGCUGCGUUCCAUCGUGGCGGAGAAGGGGCUCAAGUUCCAGGCCAAGCGCGCGCAGCUGCAGGAUCACAACCUACAAGUGCAGCUGGAGAAGAUGGAGGCCAAGCUGAAGACGUUGAACUCGGGGGUAUUCGAGAUGAACGAGUUCAUAAAGGCAAAGGAGAGCGAGACAAACUACCGGCAGCUCGCCAGCAACAUUUCCACCCUCGUGGACGAACUCAACGUGCAUGUGCGGCAAGGGGUCGCAUAUUAAAUCGUGCGCGCGACGUUGCGAGGUUGUCCGCAUGUUGAGAGUUCGGGUGCUCGGAGGCGUUCACCGCAGUUCUCCUCGGCGGGUCAGCUUGCAGGUUAUGUGGUGGUUCCGUAUUCUGGUGAGAUGGGAUGAACGAGUGGCGCGUAUACUUGGUCAAACAUAUGAUGUGACUUGGCAUCUUCUCUGCAAAGGAACCAUCAGCUGUUAAGUUUGUGCCGUACCGGGGCAAAUGCAGGUUGGGCUGGGUUUGGGCAUGGGGAGAGCAUAGCCAGACGGCCACGCUACCGAGCGAUAGGAGGAUUCCAAUUUUUCAUCCAUGUACAUAGCAACUGGCAGGUAGAGGAGGAGGCACCUAAGCCUAAAUUUGGGGCUGUAGCGAUUAUUGGUCAUGCACCUAAACGCAUGAACUGGUGGCUCUUGCGUGUUAUGAAGGUCUUCUAUUGAACGCUAGAAAAUCAUGUAAAGAUGGUCCGUAUG